AUGGUGCAUAAUUUGAAGGGAUGGAGAUGGUUGAGCAACGAUGAAGAAAGUGAAUGGCUUGGGAAGGGGAAGGGGUUUCAAGAACGGGUGUUGCUAAAUAUACCCUUUUUCUUCAAAUUUUUACUGGCUACACCCCUCCCCUUUGAAUUAUCACGGUUUAUCAUAGUUCGACAUCAAGAGUUAUACAAAAAGAUGUCCGUAUUUUCUACCGAUCAGGAGUUCAAAUCUCGUGAAGAGAUGAUGGAAUGGGUUCAAAACACCGCACGCGAUGUUGGCGAUGUUAUCGUCACUAAGAGAUCAAGAACAAAGCCAAAUGGUUAUUCUAGAGUCAUACUAAUGUGUGAACGUGGUGGUGUGUAUAGGUCUGUUAAAGGUACAAGUAAAGCUACUGGCACCAAAAAAAUAAACUGUCCAUUUGAAUUGAUCGGAGCAUAUACAAAAAUGAAUGAUUGUUGGAAGUUAGUUCAUAUACGAGAUGAACAUAAUCAUCCGCCCGCACAACAUAUGGAGGGGCAUGCAUUUGUAGAGCGAUUGUCACGUAAUGACUUUCAAUUAGUAGCGGAGUUGACAAAGAAGCAUGUGGCGCCACGGGAUAUUCUUGGUACUAUAAAAGAGCAGAAUGGAGAUAAUGUCUCUACCCUUAAAACCGUAUACAAUGCACGCAAUAAAAUUCGAAAGAUAAACCAUAAAGGAAAAAGUCCAAUGCAGGUUGUUAUGUCUCGUUUACAAGAAAAUGGUUAUACUUAUUAUACUUCCAUCAAUAGUAUUUCAAAUGAGUUGGAAUCGUUAUUUUUCGCUCAUGAGACAUCGUCAGACUUAUUGCAUGCUUUCCCACAUGUGAUGCUUAUGGAUGCCACGUAUAAGACAAACAAGUAUAAUAUUCCCUCAUUGCUAAUAGAUUUUGUGUGA
Helianthus annuus (common sunflower) is the source of this 909-nucleotide messenger RNA. RefSeq lists its product as uncharacterized. The transcript is spliced from 4 exons. The coding region runs from base 1 to 909 and encodes 302 amino acids. Gene Ontology annotation, cellular component: mitochondrion. The record is from RefSeq and is a predicted model, not a curated record. NCBI's taxonomy places the organism in Eukaryota, Viridiplantae, Streptophyta, Magnoliopsida, Asterales, Asteraceae. Gene Ontology annotation, molecular function: malonate-semialdehyde dehydrogenase (acetylating, [NAD(P)+]) activity; DNA-binding transcription factor activity, RNA polymerase II-specific; methylmalonate-semialdehyde dehydrogenase (acylating, NAD+) activity. Gene Ontology annotation, biological process: L-valine catabolic process; thymine catabolic process.